AUGGAACCUCUUGAAGAUGACUUCCAGCUUUCCAAUCCGGUACCUCCGAUCUACUAUACACAAAUACCUCCGACAGAAAUUACGAGUACGGAUACCCCAAAUGAUAACCUUCGCCAAGCGAGUUAUCUCGCCAAUCGAUGCGGAAACCUAGCGGCUCGUUAUCAACAGACGAAACAACUCGAUCACCUCGAGAAGGCAGCGGAGAUGGCAAAACAGUCGCUAGAUAUAAUUGUCACCGUUUUCCCAGAUUCAUCGAGUUCUAUCGACCGACCGAGAGUGUUGAUUGGCAGAGCAGUUGAAUGGUCUCCCAACAUUGGGAUAUUGAUGGAAGCAGCUCGAAUCCUUGUCUUCAGCACAGAAACGUCGGGAGAGCGAUUCAGUCAUCUUGGAUCACUGCUUUCUGUGAUAAGCGAUAGGUUGGAAUUGAGGUUUGGACAGACCGGGAGGAUUGAAGAUAUUCAGGAUGCAGUUGGGUGUUUGGAAAUGGCAUUACAAAUGCACAGUGAUGAUCCAUGGCAGAGACAAAUUCAUCUGGCAUCUUUGCUGGAUACCAGGUCCUCUUUGACGGGUAAUGUCGAGGAUCUGAACGCUUCCAUUGAAAUGACUGAAUUGGUUUUGGCGACAAUCCCCAAGAACCACGGGGAUUUAGUAAUAACUAUACUAAAUCUGGGCGAUAGAUUCGAACGACGGUUUAUUCAGAGCCAACACACGCAUGAUCUCGAUGAAGCUAUUCGCAGGACGAAUGAUGCGAGGGAUGCAACAAUUCCGGGUGAUGAAAGCGUGGGGAUAAUAUUGUGCAGCAUCUCCGGCAAAAUGGAAAAGCGAUACACCCAAACAGGCAGUCACGACGACUUGCACAAAAGCAUUGAAUUUGCGAAGGAGGCAACCGCCGUGACUCCCAGAGAUAAUCCCAACUACUGGCGGACGCUCCGUGCUUUAGGGUCUAGGCUCCAGACACUGUACGAAAUUUCCAAUUCUCUUGAAGAACUAGAUUCUGCCAUUCAGGUAACCUACGAAUCUGCCAUGGGCAGUUCGGUACAACAGAUGGACAGACCCGAGCUCCUGAAAGAAUAUAGUACGAGGCUUCUUAUUCGUUUCAACGAGAUCAGCGAUCUAAACGACCUCAGAAAGGCUACUAGCAAAGUCAAGGAGGCUCUCAACAUAAUUCCAGAGGAUCAUCCGGAUCGCUCCAACUUUCUUCACUUACUUGGAACCUGCUAUCACUUACUUCCAGAGGCAUGCAAUAGUAAUGCCUCUUUAGAUUGCUUCUUGGAAACGAUUGCCUGUCAAAGCAGUCAACCCUCGAUUCGCCUGUUAGCAGCGAUUGAUGCUUUCCAUAUUCUACGACAAUCACAAGACUGGACUAGAGCAAGUGAUGUGUCGAAACAAGGAAUUGAUCUCGUUCCAUUCCUGGAUAGCCAUAAUACACAGGAUGCAAUUGAACAAAAAGUCACUACUUACCUCUCUGAUUUCAUCGCCGAUGCCUGCUCUGUCCAGCUCGAAAACGGCUCUACACCUGAAACCACACUUGAACUUCUCGAACUCGGCUAUGGAAGUAUUACAGCCUUGCAGGCCAAGGAUACAGCGGAUCUGGCCGAGUUAAGGGUCUGGUACCCUGAGAUAACUUCUACAUUCAUCGCUCUGCGCAGAGAAAUCAACCAGCAGAUUCCGCAUAGCCGCCUACCGCACAUCCAGCAGGGGCUCAUUAGGCGUCGUCUAGCUGUUUCCCAAGAGUUGGAUGAUUGCAUUUCCACCAUCCGACAAUUACCGAGCCAUGAUCGGUUUCUAUUAGGUCUUACCGCCGGCGAACUUCAGCAUUUCGCCGGGGAAUCAGUUAUAAUUAUUGUCAACAUCACCGAAAUACGAAGUGAUGCUAUUAUUGUCUCGAAGUCAGGCGUCUCAAACGUGCCGUUGCGCAAAGUAGAUGUUGACAUUGUCCAGAAACGGAGUCAACAUGGUCUAUUUUGUGAUGAACAGACAACGGUACCCCUUGACCAAACUUCACUUUCGGGUUCUUUUCUCAGAUGGCUAUCACGCACUUGCAUCAAGCCGAUUCUAGAAGCGAUGGGUCUUCUAUCAACCACUGCAUCUCCGAGACUACCUGAACUCCAUUGGAUUGGUGUUGGCCUGGCCCGUGAUUUACCCUUUCAAGCCGCCACAGAAAUUUAUGCUGCCAGAUACCCUUAA
Molecule: messenger RNA, 2187 nt
Organism: Aspergillus wentii DTO 134E9
Lineage: Eukaryota; Fungi; Ascomycota; Eurotiomycetes; Eurotiales; Aspergillaceae
Exons: 1
Coding region: 1-2187 (728 amino acids)
Molecular function (GO): protein binding
Source: RefSeq, a predicted model, not a curated record